Molecule: messenger RNA, 117 nt
Organism: Perkinsus marinus ATCC 50983
Lineage: Eukaryota; Perkinsozoa; Perkinsida; Perkinsidae
Exons: 2
Coding region: 1-117 (38 amino acids)
Source: RefSeq, a predicted model, not a curated record
AUGAACGAUGUUACACCAUCUCCAUCUAGUCAAUUUACGUAUAUCAAAUUCCGUAAACGCAAUANNNNCCCUCUACAGUUGUUUGAUCGUGGUUUAGGACAACGAAACAAAUCCUAG